AUGUCUUCAAAAACUUUAUUUACUUUGGAAGAAGAUACAAUUCUCGCAGAAUUUGUUAGCAAACAUCCAUGUUUGUCUGACUUGAGAAAUUCAUUGUACAAGGAUCAACAUGUACGAGAAAAUGUGUGGAAAGAAGUGUCAUGUAUUUUAAAAACAAAAAGUGUUGACGAUUGUAAAAAAAGAUGGCGAAAUAUGAAGGACACCUACAAUAAAAACAAAAGGAGUAGAGAAGUCGGUACAGGAUCAGCAACUAGGAAAAAGCCUUCCAAGUGGCAACUUUCAGAUAUUUUAUCUUUUCUAGAUGUAGCAACUUAA
Molecule: messenger RNA, 315 nt
Organism: Macrosiphum euphorbiae (potato aphid)
Lineage: Eukaryota; Metazoa; Arthropoda; Insecta; Hemiptera; Aphididae
Source: the annotation of a GenBank genome assembly